Molecule: messenger RNA, 1200 nt
Organism: Penicillium vulpinum
Lineage: Eukaryota; Fungi; Ascomycota; Eurotiomycetes; Eurotiales; Aspergillaceae
Product: epoxide hydrolase family protein
Exons: 8
Coding region: 1-1200 (399 amino acids)
Biological process (GO): epoxide metabolic process
Molecular function (GO): epoxide hydrolase activity
Source: RefSeq, a predicted model, not a curated record
AUGUCAUUGCCAUUCAGUACCCCGCCUUCGACAGCAACGGCCUCCCUCACACCAUUCCAGGCUGCCAUCCCCAAAGCCAAACUCAUUGAGCUCGAGACACUGUUAAAAUUAGCGAAGUUUGCACCGCCCACCUACGAGAAUUCCUUAACAGACCGUCGUUAUGGUGUUACCACGGACUGGCUAGUGACCAUGCGGGAUCAAUGGCUGAGGUCUUACCACUGGAAAUCUACGGAAGAUCGAAUUAAUAGUUUCCCUCAGUAUUUGACAGAGAUUGAAGGCCUUACACUUCAUUUUGUAGGGUUGUUUUCGGAACGGGAGGAUGCUGUUCCCAUUUUGCUGUUGCAUGGAUGGCCUGGGAGCUUCCUCGAGUUUUUGCCUAUACUGCAAAAGUUCCGAGAGGAGUACACGCCGGAAACAUUGCCGUAUCACUUGAUUGUACCUUCACUACCAGGCUUCACAUUUUCCUCUGGGCCCCCAUUGGACAGGGACUUCGGAACAGGUGACAUUGCUCGUGUGUUGGAUCAACUGAUGAAAGGCCUCGGCUUUGAAAGUGGGUAUGUUGCCCAAGGAGGUGAUAUUGGAAGUCGCAUUGCUAGGCACCUGGGUGUGGACCACGAGAGCUGCAAAGCUGUGCACGUCAACGUGGUUUUCAUGAGAAAGCCGGACGGCAUGACAAACGACCAUCUGGAUGCCUUUGAGAUAGAGGGCAUUGAGAAUGCGGCCAAGUUUGCGACUCUAGGCUCCGGCUAUGCGAUGGAACAUGGUACUCGACCCAGCACCAUCGGCCACGUCUUGUCGUCGAGCCCUCUUGCUCUACUAGCAUGGAUUGGAGAAAAGUUCUUGGAAUGGGUUGAUGAUCCGCUUGCGUCAAAUGAUAUUUUGGAGUCUAUCACCUUGUACUGGCUUACGGAGACGUUCCCUCGAGCGAUCUAUUGUUAUCGACAGAACUAUCCUGCACCAGCUAUUCCGGCUUCGAAUGAACCUCGUUGGUAUAUCCACAAGCCAUUUGGAUUUUCUUCUUUCCCUAUGGAGCUUGCUCGAAUGCCGCGCUCGUGGAUUGAGACUACCGGAAACUUGGUAUUCUGGGAGCAGCACCAGAAGGGUGGUCAUUUCGCUGCUCUAGAACAGCCUGAUGAAUUGAAAGCAGAUUUGGUCAAGUUUGUUGACCAGGUGUGGCCAGGUAUUACUGGUGCCGAAUAA